AUGUCUAAAAGCCUCAGCUCGCCCUGCACUCUGGACAGUGCGGGCGACCCGGCACCCAUGAAGUCGCCGAAGGCCGACGAUGGGCAAGAUGCCACACCGCCUGCUGAUCUUGGCUUGGGCGUCAAUGCAGUGGAAGAGCAGCAACUGGCAAACGUGCGCACUGAGCAAUCUUUCGCCCCCUUCGAGGGAGGCCGUCCUAUGCAACCUGAAAUUACGUGGCUCGAGACAAAUCAGCAGCAGCUGACGAAGGCUACGCGAACAGCUGAAGAGCUCCAGUACUUAUUGGAGGAAGAGCGUGCGAGGAACGCAGAAAUGCGCAUGCAGUACGAGAGGCAGCUUAAGCUGAUCCGCAACGGAAUUCAGAAGGAGAAACGCGACCUCAAGCAGACGUUGGUUCAGCAGGUCGACUUUAUCGUUCGGAAAUACAGAAACCUUGCAACAGAGGCAGUCGAAACGGCGCGUCAAGAGCGUCAAAGAGUGCAAACCGAGCGCAUAAAAGCCCGAGAAUUGGCUGAAACCGCUUGCAGAAAUUUUGAAAAAGAUUUGAAGGAAAGAACGAGGAAAGCUCUGGAAGAAUACCGUCAACUGGCUCAAGAAGCUCACAAAGCAGCACAAGCUGAGCGCGAAGAGCUCCGCACCAAAUGGCAAGAAGCGGAAAAGAGAAUUCAGUGCUACAGGCUCAGCCACCAGAGUAUGAAGGAGCAGCUUGAGAGGGAGCGGAGGCAAUUUGGGCAGAUGAUGAGCGAAGUAGCGCAACGGGUUGAGAAGGAGUGCAGCGAAUACGACACUGCCAUGUUAAAGGCAGUGGCAGUGUUCUGUAAAACAAAGGGUGUAGACGUUGACGAGUCAACUCUUCGACAACAACUCGGAGACAUUCGUAUUCAACGUUUGAAGGAAGCUGGUCAAGAUCCCAAAGUUGAGAAGGAGUGUAGCGAAUACGACACUGCAAUGUUAAAGGCAGUGGCAGUGUUCUGUAAAACAAAGGGUGUAGACGUCGACGAGUCAACUCUUCGACAACAACUCGGAGACAUUCGUAUUCAGCGUUUGAAGGAAGCUGGUCAAGAUCCCAAACAACAAAACCAGCGCCCACUAACCGUCAAAUACGGCUUCCAAGCAAUCACGCCCGGGAGCAGCUGA
Eimeria mitis is the source of this 1137-nucleotide messenger RNA. RefSeq lists its product as uncharacterized. Lineage: Eukaryota; Apicomplexa; Conoidasida; Eucoccidiorida; Eimeriidae. The coding region runs from base 1 to 1137 and encodes 378 amino acids. The transcript is spliced from 9 exons. The record is from RefSeq and is a predicted model, not a curated record.